Messenger RNA from Dentiscutata erythropus, 1410 nucleotides. The record is from the annotation of a GenBank genome assembly. NCBI's taxonomy places the organism in Eukaryota, Fungi, Glomeromycota, Glomeromycetes, Diversisporales, Gigasporaceae.
AUGGCAUAUUGUGAUUUUCGUGGGAAAGCAAUAGAAAUCUCGAAAAAAGCUACUGAAGAAGAUGCAAAGGAAAACUACGAACAAGCUUAUAAAUUAUAUCAGAAUGCAUUAGAGUACUUUAUGGCUGCAAUAAAAUGUACGUCACCAAUUUCGCGGUGGACGUUGUUGUUAAGUAUUCAAACAUAUUGUAUCCGGUUCCUAUAUGUAAACAAUUCAUCGAUAGACGAGAAAAAUGAACGUUCUAAACAGACUAUUCGAAAAAAACUUACCGAGUACCUUGAACGCGCAGAAAAAUUAAAAGAGUAUUUAAACAGUAAGGAAGAAAAACAAAAGAGCAGAGAAAACAAACCCCAAAAGAAAGGUACUAAGGCGAAUGGAGGCAAAAAAAAGGACUCAAGCGAUGAAGAAGAUGAGGAAGUUGAUGCAGAUACAAAAAAAAUGCGGGAGGCAUUAUCAAGUGCAAUUCUUAGCGAAAAACCGAAUGUACAUUGGGAAGAUAUUGCGGGAUUGGAAGCCGCUAAGGAUGCAUUAAAAGAAGCAGUAAUUUUGCCUAUGAAGUUUCCUCAAUUGUUUACUGGUAACCGAAAACCGUGGGCUGGUAUAUUAUUAUAUGGACCUCCGGGAACCGGAAAAUCUUAUCUUGCGAAAGCUGUUGCUACCGAAUCAAAUUCCACUUUUUUUUCCGUUUCAUCCUCUGAUUUAGUUAGUAAAUAUAUGGGUGAAAGCGAACGUCUUAUUAAAAAUCUUUUCACAAUGGCUCGUAAAAGUAAACCAGCCGUUAUUUUCAUUGAUGAAGUUGAUUCUUUAUGUGGUCAACGUGGGGAAGGAGAAAACGAGCCGAGUCGACGAAUUAAAACAGAGUUUUUAGUUCAGAUGAACGGUGUGGGACAUGAUGACAGUGGGAUUUUAGUGCUUGCGGCAACGAAUAUUCCAUGGGAAUUGGAUAUGGCGAUUAGGCGUCGAUUUGAGAAAAGAAUAUACAUACCGCUUCCAGAUUUUCACGCAAGAGCGAAAUUAUUUGAAUUAAACGUAGGAGUUUCGGAAUGUAAAUUUUCUAAAAAGGACGAUCAGGGAAAUGUUAAACACCUUAACAAGGAUGAUGUUUUUUUAUCACUAGGUGAAAGAACAGAAGGGUAUUCGGGUUCAGAUAUCUCGAUUGUUGUUCGGGAUGCUUUGAUGGCGCCUAUACGUAAAGUUCAAACAGCAACACAUUUCAGAUGGCCGUGUUCACCUGGAGCACCUGGAGCCAUAGAAAUGACAUGGAAAGAGGUUAAGUCUGAACAGUUAAAGGAGCCUGAUUUAACUUUUGAAGACUUAGACAGAGCAGCAAGUUUCGUUAAACCGACUGUAAACUCUGAAGAUCUUGGAAAAUAUAUUAGGUUCACAGAAGAUUUUGGUCAAGAUGGUUAA